AUGGGGAACCAAGUUUGGAUUUUCAUGAGUUUGCUAAUUAUUAUGUGUGCGCUGAUUAAUCCAAAUCUCUCUUUGGAGGAGAAUGAGAAGAAUAAGGACGGAGGAAAGGUUGUAAGUAAGCCUGAGAUGUUCUUCAACUCAGGCUCAGGUUGGAGCAAUGGAGGAGGAUCGAAGGGAUGGAGUUUUGGACGGUCAUUUAGUUUUGGCAAGGGAAAUGGCUUUAGUUAUGGAUUUCAUUCUGGUGUUGGGAGUUCUGGUGGGGAUGCUAGUUCUGGAAGGUUAAGGGAUUGUGUAGGCAAAGGUAGGGGUGGUGGUGGUGGCGCAGGUGGCGCAGGUGGUGGUGGACAUGGUGGAGGUGGAGGUGGCAUUGGUGGUGGUGGUGGUGGUAUUGGUGGAGGUGCUGGUGUUGGUGGAGGUGCUGGUGGUGGUGGUGGUAUUGGUGGAGGUGCUGGUAUUGGUGGUGGCAUUGGUGGAGGUGGUGGUGCUGGUAUUGGUGGUGGCAUUGGUGGAGGUGGUGGUAUUGGCGGUGGUAUUGGUGGAGGUGCUGGUAUUGGUGGAGGUGUUGGUGGUGCUGGUGGUAUUGGUGGUAGUGCUGGUGGUGGUGUUGGUGGUGGUGGUGGUGGUGGAGGAACCGGAGGGGGUAUUGGAGUUGGUGUAGGAGGUGGUGGUGGUAUUGGAGUUGGUGCUAGUUCUGGUGGCGGUGUUGGUGGUGGAGGAGGAGGAGGAAACAGAGGUGGAAUUGGAAUUAGUGCAGGAGCUGGUGCUGGUGCAGGAAUUGGAGGUGGUAUUGGUGUUGGUGCCGGUGUUGGAGUUGGAGUUGGAAUUGGAGGUGGUGGUGGUGGUGGUUUAGGUGGUGGAGCCGGUGGCGGUCUAGGUGGUGGAGUUGGCGGUGGUGCUGGUAUUGGUGCUGGAGGUGGAAUUGGUGGUGGUGGUGGUGUUGGCCGCCGCGCGCUGCCUCGCCCUUGCCCUCUUGCGCAUGCUGCUGUUGGCAGCCGCAAGACGCCGCUGGCCACCAGCGGUGCUUUUCCAUGGCUCUCGCCGUGUUUCAUCUCGCAAAAGGCGGAUGUUAUGCUCAACGGCAAGAAUUAUAAAAGCAUGGUCGCUCCACUUUCACGCGUGCUUCUUUCGCUGGACUUAAUCUUUUGGGUCAUGUUGAUGGUACCCGUCCGGCUCCGCUUUUCUAGUGCCGCCUCUUCGGCUCUUCGCUCACGCUUGUCGCCGCGCCUCUUCCACGCACUACAUCGACUUGCUCAAGUGGACCGAGGAUGA
This is a messenger RNA of Dioscorea cayenensis subsp. rotundata (Guinea yam), 1269 nucleotides long. RefSeq names its product glycine-rich cell wall structural protein-like. The coding region runs from base 1 to 1269 and encodes 422 amino acids. Lineage: Eukaryota; Viridiplantae; Streptophyta; Magnoliopsida; Dioscoreales; Dioscoreaceae. The transcript is spliced from 5 exons. The record is from RefSeq and is a predicted model, not a curated record.